CACAGCUGCUCGGUAUUUUGAGAGCGAAUUCCACUAUCGACACUGCCACACGCAUCAAAGUCUUCGCCAUGGACUAUUUCAACCAGCAACAGAAGAUUGAUGACGCGCAACUCAUAGCGACGAUGCUAGUGUACAUGACCAUCGGUCGUGACAUUAUCACCGCCCUCAUCGUGGUCUUGGCUCUCCGCUCCGCCAUCGUGGGAGGCACAACGACCUUGACGCUUCGCUACUUCAUGAUACUCUUUGUCCGCCACAUUAUCAUCUAUGCGACCGAGGUUCCCUACAUCAUCCACAAGAAGAGACGGACCAGCUUCUGCCGCCGGUAUCAACUACCACGCAACGUCGCAAGAUUCGGCUCCUUCUCCUACCUCUGUAUGCAGUUCAGCCUACUUGCCGUCGAGGCACGCCUAUUUCGACUUUGGCGCCAGCAUCGGCUCAAUGGGGGCGCCAAUGUACUGGGUACCAGUGUGGCGUUGGCGGCUAUCAUCACUUCUAUCACCGUUUAUAUGGUGCGCCAGGCGUACAUCAAAGUGCGCUUCCACUGGGAGCUCAUGCGUAGCAGCCGUCGGGCCGUCGAACGAGGUCCCAGCGAUGUGGAAAUCAUUGUCUAUGCUACAGAGCACUGAUGAGUCCUUUGCACUCAGUUAUGAAUGGGCUUUCGCAUGCUUGUACGAAGCUCGGACUGUGAUGGAGAUGCCUGGCUUUGGGUAAAGGUACAUGGGAAGACUGGGAAACGGGACGAAAGAGGACUUGAUUGAAUUGAAUGUGACUCCCUGAAUCGCGGACAUGGUCGCACUUGGCUUGUAGAUUAGUAGCAAAACACCUUAUCCUUAAUCAAAACUGUGAGACAUUCUCUUUAUAAGAACAUCGUGCUCAGGGAUGGU
Colletotrichum acutatum is the source of this 884-nucleotide messenger RNA. RefSeq lists its product as uncharacterized. Bases 69 to 626 code for a protein of 185 amino acids. The record is from RefSeq and is a predicted model, not a curated record. The transcript has a single exon. NCBI's taxonomy places the organism in Eukaryota, Fungi, Ascomycota, Sordariomycetes, Glomerellales, Glomerellaceae.